Urocitellus parryii (Arctic ground squirrel) is the source of this 1052-nucleotide messenger RNA. RefSeq lists its product as uncharacterized. The record is from RefSeq and is a predicted model, not a curated record. NCBI's taxonomy places the organism in Eukaryota, Metazoa, Chordata, Mammalia, Rodentia, Sciuridae.
CCCUCCAAGCCUAGCCUAGGCUGCAGUCAGCGUGCGUCGUGUAUUCUUUUGGGGGCAGUUCAGGGCACUUGGAAGGGGUGAGUCCAUUUUUAAAGGGUCAGGGAAUGGUGAGAGUGAAGAAAGAGGAAGACACCUGGUCCCCGUGGAACGAAAGGAAUAAGAGAUGGAAUGGGUCGCUUGGGAAGGAGCUCAGGAUUUGGAGAUUGGCUUGGGCUAAAGCAUCUAAAGACCCUAGGAUUGCUGCAGAUCAACAUUCUCCACUGGAGAAAAAGAUAUUGAAUCUAGGUGGUGUGCAUACAACAGCAGCAAGACACUUGAUGAGUAGAAAAUGUCAAGAAGAGUAUGAAACACUCUGUAGGGAACAAGCUGUUUCUCUUGACUACUGGCUUGCCAAAGCAGAGUCUUAUUAUAAUAAAAGAUUAGUGGAAAUGUUGAAAGAAGAGAAGACUGGCAAUGAAAUGAAUACAGAAAUGGAGGAGGAAACAACCCAAAGCAUAGAGGGACAAAAACAGUACUAUUGGGUACCUGAGAGAGAGAGGAAACAGAUACAAAGGCACAUACAUCAAACAGGCCAGGCCAGAGAAUUUAAAAGCAAAACAUUUAGACAACCAAGACCCCUCAGUGCAACAGUAUUACCAAAAAUUAAGCCAGAAAAGCAUAGCAUCCCAAAAGCACAGAGAAGAAAGCAGGUAAAUGAGAGAGAACAGAUGCAAAUUAAAGAUCAUCAAGAACGCAUGAUUCGAGGGAGAGAACUUAUAGAGCAAAAACUCAAGGAAAGAAUUUUGAGGAAAAGUCAGAGCCAGCUACCUACAUAUGAGAAGCAAGAGAGAAUACAGAAAGAGGUAAAAGAGUUUGAAAGAGUUAUUGCAUAUCCACUUUUCCAGCCUCGCAAUAGAAGUCGGAUUAAGGUGAAUAUUCUUAUGGAAAAGCAUCAGAAUACAGAGGAAGUGGAUACAAUUAUAAAGCCACAUCAAAGAAGAUUCUUGGUUGUGCCACCCUUUUUGAAAAGCCAAAUUAGGAAAAUAAAAGAUUAGUAAAGUUUCAAUGCUUUU